This is a messenger RNA of Drosophila montana, 1086 nucleotides long. Its product is annotated as NADH-ubiquinone oxidoreductase chain 2-like. The annotation marks the transcript as partial. Gene Ontology annotation, biological process: mitochondrial electron transport, NADH to ubiquinone. The transcript has a single exon. Lineage: Eukaryota; Metazoa; Arthropoda; Insecta; Diptera; Drosophilidae. The record is from RefSeq and is a predicted model, not a curated record. Gene Ontology annotation, molecular function: NADH dehydrogenase (ubiquinone) activity.
UUAAGCUACUGGGUUCAUACCCCAUUUAUAAAGGUUCUAACCCUUUUCUUUUUAAUUUUUAAUAAUUCUUCAAAAAUUUUAUUUAUCACAAUAAUAAUUAUCGGAACAUUAAUUACGGUAACCUCUAAUUCUUGGUUAGGAGCAUGAAUAGGUUUAGAAAUUAAUUUGUUAUCUUUUAUUCCCCUAAUAAGAGAUAAUAAUAAUUUUAAAUCAACUGAAGCUUCUUUAAAAUAUUUUUUAACCCAAGCUUUAGCUUCAACUGUUUUAUUAUUCUCAGUAAUUUUAUUAAUACUAAAUAACAGAAUAACUAUCGAAAUCAAUAACUCUUUUACUUCAAUAAUUAUUUUAUCAACUUUAUUAUUAAAAAGAGGAGCCGCCCCUUUCCAUUUUUGAUUCCCUAAUUUAAUAGAAGGUUUAACUUGAAUAAAUGCUCUCCUUUUAAUAACAUGACAAAAAAUUGCCCCUUUAAUACUAAUUUCUUACUUAAAUUUAAAAAAUUUAUUAUUAAUUAGAGUAAUUUUUUCAGUAAUUGUUGGGGCAAUCGGAGGUUUAAAUCAAACAUCUUUACGAAAACUUAUAGCUUUUUCUUCUAUUAAUCAUUUAGGGUGGAUAUUAAGAGCAUUAAUAAUUAAUGAAUCAAUUUGAUUAAUUUAUUUUUUAUUUUAUUCCUUUUUAUCUUUUAUUUUAACUUUUAUAUUUAAUAUUUUUAAAUUAUUUCAUUUAAACCAAUUAUUUUCUUGGUUUAUACAAAGAAAAGUUAUAAAAUUUACUUUAUUUAUAAAUUUUUUAUCCUUAGGAGGAUUACCCCCAUUUUUAGGAUUUUUACCAAAAUGAGUUGUAAUUCAACAAUUAACUUUCUGUAACCAAUAUUUUCAGUUAAUAAUUUUAUUGACAUCAACUUUAAUUACAUUAUUUUUUUAUCUACGAAUUUGUUAUUCAGCAUUUAUGCUAAAUUACUACGAAAAUAACUGGGUUAUUAGCUCACAAAUCAAUAAUUUUAGUAUAAAAUUAUACUUAAUAUGUACAUUUUUAUCAAUUUUUGGACUAUUUUUAAUUUCAAUAUUUUAUUCUAUAUUUUAGGUUAAA